AUGCUCAAGCGGGACAGGCCACAUGCAACCAUCAUGCUGACGUCACCAACUGGAGGAGCCCUUGACAACCGCAAAACAUUCUAUGGAACCCAGACUACGGAACACUUGUUGAACAUUCUCUACUGGCUAGCAGUUGCUGACGUCAGCUCAGCGAGCCUGCAGAAGGCACCAUCUCCUUUGCACACUAGAGCUGACCAAGAAGUGAUUCUGCCUCCAGCCCAGUGUCAAGGCUCACACACACGUCCAGGGAAUAUUGUAAUACCAAUUCACUCUCCAAUGAUUAUAAACCUCAACGAUGAAGAGGAUGAUGAAGAAGAUGAUGAAGAGGACGAUGAAGAGAACUAUGUUACUGACUGUGUGCCUAAGACUGCUGAGGAUAUCGAAGAGGAAAGAGCAAUAAAGGAAAUAUGCUAUAAAUCUGGAGAGUUUUACGGGAUUCAGCAGCCUGGCCAACGGCAGUCACCUAACCCUGUGUCACCGUCCCAGGAAACUGAGCUACGGCCCUCGGAAGCUACCCAGUGGGACUUGCAGAAAGCCAAGUACUUUUCAUCGCCUCGGACAAUGGGUGUUUCUCACUGGGUGGAUAAGACUGCUGAGGAUAUCAAAGAGGAAAGAGCAAUAAAGGAAAUAUGCUAUAAAUCUGGUGAAAGCAAUACAAUUCCUGCAGAAUUGAGCAACACAAGUAGAGGAGGAGGAGGGAGUACGGGAAGGAGAGUACCAAAAGCGAGUAUUUCCAGAACUGGUUGCAGAUCCUUUGAAAAUGGAGGAAGCCACACUGCCAGUCCCAAAGUACAGCCCAGUUACCAAACAAAUGGUCAAAGUAAAGAUGGUGAAACUUCUUCUCUUCCACGUGACAGAGAAACCGGGAGAAAGCCUAACUUCUGUUCUUCAGAACCACGAAGAUCAGCAUAUGUAGUCUACCGUUCUGUCACUGUCACCCAAGAACCAAAGUUCACUGGACCUAGAGCAGUUCCCGAGCCAUCUGUUCGAAAAUGCUCCAAAGGAAAGAAUGAACCUGGCGAGAAUAGGGGAUUUGUGACGCAAACAGGAAACUGUGACAAAUACACUUCAGGAUCCUAUAAUGCACCAACUCCGAGGAAGAGAAAUCCACAGGCAAAACCAACCAUUCAGCACCAAGAAGACAUGGAAGUGAACCGAAAAGGAAAACGAUGUGAAGACAGGAGGGGGAUGAAUAAAGUACUUGAAUUCACAAGAAAAAUCUGA
This is a messenger RNA of Pezoporus flaviventris, 1224 nucleotides long. RefSeq lists its product as uncharacterized. Bases 1 to 1224 code for a protein of 407 amino acids. The record is from RefSeq and is a predicted model, not a curated record. The transcript has 10 exons. NCBI's taxonomy places the organism in Eukaryota, Metazoa, Chordata, Aves, Psittaciformes, Psittacidae.